AUGAAACAGAAUGAAAAAGCAAUUGGGAGGAGUUUAAAAGAAGUUCCAACAAUUAAUAAAAUACCAUAUCCAAUUUAUGAUAUGCUUGAAAAAUUAUCAAGUAAAUGGGAAUAUAUUUUAACAGAAGGAAUCUUUAGAGUACCUGGAAAUAUGACAGAUAUUAUUGCAAUAAAAAAACAAUAUGAAAAUGGAGAAAGUGUAAAUUUAAAUAAUGUUCAAAUUUCUACUGUUGCAAGUCUUCUUAAAAAUUAUUUAAAAGAAAUUCCUGGUUUUUUAGUGAAUAAUGAAAAUGUUUGA
Entamoeba nuttalli P19 is the source of this 297-nucleotide messenger RNA. RefSeq names its product RhoGAP domain containing protein. Gene Ontology annotation, molecular function: GTPase activator activity. The transcript has a single exon. NCBI's taxonomy places the organism in Eukaryota, Evosea, Mastigamoebida, Endamoebidae. Gene Ontology annotation, biological process: small GTPase-mediated signal transduction. Gene Ontology annotation, cellular component: cytoplasm. The record is from RefSeq and is a predicted model, not a curated record. The coding region runs from base 1 to 297 and encodes 98 amino acids.